ACACAUCAAACCGAACAAGAUUAUAAUGCUAAAAAGUUUGAGGACCAAAAACUUUUUCUAAAACCAGUCGAGUUUUUGCCUUGCGCUGAUUAACACACGUUUUGCGCCCCCUUGUGCUCGUUUGGCGUUUUUCGAGAGAGACCUAGAGGCGACGAGGACGAACCACGGCGAGAGUCCGGCUAGAUUUUUCCGCGCGACGUUCAAACCGCUCGACAAGUUUUUGGCAGUGAAGAAGUUCGACGAGAGGAUUAGUGAUUUUUUUUGUCGUUUUGUAAAUUCGAUUUAAUUUGAUAGUGUUUUUUUUUUGUUUGUUCGUUUUGGUAUCGCACAAACUACCUAGAGAUCAAACGUUUUUUUGACAGACGAGAAACAAAAACAACACUGCGCGCACAUGCCAGCGGUUAAGUGAUUGGAGAAAAAAAUAGUAUUCCUGGUGCCUGGAGUGCUUUUGACAGUGUGUCAAGUGAAUUUCUACUUUUUGGUGAAACUGCAAAUCACGCGCGCGAGUUCCGGAGGCGUAUUGGAACUACAAAACUAAAGAUUUGAUUCUAUUUCUUGCUUUUUUUUUCGUUAAUGCGCUUCGCUGAACUUUAAAAACCCGGAAUAGAACACGGGUGAAGAGUGUGUGUAUAUUUUUUUCCGCCCCGUUCGUCCGUGCAUCGUUCAUCGGAUUACACCCGCACACCCGCAACCGUUUUUUUUUAUUCGUUUUAUUUCGGCAGAGUUUUUUGACUCAUCGUUCUCUGUUGUUAUGCGAAUUAUUUUUUCGCUAUAUACCACAUAAAACCGUUCCCCAGCGGGGUGAUGUUGAGCGCCCCCGCGCAACCGUUCCGGACCGAUGUGGUGUCGUAAAAUUCGUCGUACGUGAGAGCUUGCGGCGGUAGCAUUUUUGUGUUUUUGGAAAGCAGCUCCGAUCCCCGUCGUUCGAAGAGAAGAGAAGAGAACCCCCCCGAAAAAUUGAAAAAAACGACUGAGAAAACCAGCAGACAUCUGAACGGGAAACCGGCGGAAAAUUUGCUGCUGCUCGCAGUGAAUGAAAGUGUGUGUAUAGAAAAUACCGAAGACGAAAAAAAAAUCCGAGUGCUGAUUGCGGGGACCGUUUAUCGACCGACAGAGAAAAGUAAACAGAUCCAGGAAAACUUCAAAGUGAUAAGACAGGAAGUUGCCAGCCGACGAUCGAAAUUGGUCGGUUUAGUUUUUUCGUUGUUGUUGUGUGAAGUGAUUGAUGUUGACGGGUUCCGUGGGAAGAUCUGCGAAUCGUUCGGCUCUCUUUGGUAACACUACUUUGUGACAUUCUAAUCCCGUCGGUCCCCCGAAAACGGCCACAAAAUUCUCUCCCUACAACAUCACCACCACCAUCAUCCCCCAGCCGGCACCCUGGAGGGUAGAACGAUCGAGUACCGGCCCGGCGGCGGGUUGGAUUACCACAACUCGCCGCUGAUGGCCGAGAUCCCCACCGGGGACUACAGUCACAUCCACCGGUCGAUCGAUCAGUUGCGAUCGAUGAACGAACGGGGAGUGCUGGGCCAACUGAACGCCCUCAGCGCGGCCAAUUCUACCGAUCUGCGUUCGGCCAUCGUCCACGACUACAAACCGUACAUCAGUGAUCUGCGGCACCAGCAGAACGACCGGCUGGACUAUGCCUCUGUGGUGCACAAACAGGUGCUGGACGAGCAGCGGGCUGCGGCCAACAACAACAACAACAACUCGGACAGCGAAAUGCGCCACCCGGAGGAUCAGAAACCGCACCACUACAGUGCCCCGUCCACACCGCCCACACCGUUGUCCAUCAGCGAUGCCCAGAUGCACGAGUCCAAGCGAUACGGAAUGAAGACGAGCCGCAAUCGGAAGAUCUUUGCCAACAAGGGCGACCUGCAGCUGCACGGUGGUCAGUUGCACAUGCGCGAAACCAAACCGUACAAGUGCUCCCAAUGUACAAAGGCGUUUGCCAACUCGAGCUACCUGUCGCAGCACACGCGGAUACACCUCGGCAUCAAACCGUACCGGUGCGAGAUCUGCCAGCGGAAGUUCACCCAGUUGUCGCACCUGCAGCAGCACAUACGAACGCACACCGGUGACAAACCGUACAAGUGUCGCCAUCCGGGCUGCCCGAAGGCAUUUUCGCAGCUCUCGAACCUGCAGUCCCACUCCCGGUGCCAUCAGACCGACAAACCGUACAAAUGCAACUCCUGCUACAAGUGCUUCACCGACGAGGCGUCCCUGUUGGAGCACAUACCAAAGCACAAGGACUCGAAGCACCUGAAGACGCACAUCUGCCAGCUGUGCGGCAAAUCGUACACCCAGGAGACCUACCUCGCCAAGCACAUGCAGAAACACGCGGAGAAGGAGGAGAAGCGCCGGAAUCGUGGCAACAAUAGCAAUAAUAACAACAACAACAAUAAUAACAAUAGCGCGGCGGCGGCAGCUGCUGCAGCCGCAGCCGCAGCAGGACUUUCGGCCGCCGAUGCGGCCGCUGGUUUGGCAGGUCUGGCUGGACUAGGCCUCAAUCGAAUGGGUGGAAUGGUCGGUAAUGCUGCGGCCGCCAGUCUGGUGGCUGCUGGCGGUGAUCAUCCCUACUGGCCGAAGGUUAGUCCCGAUUCCGCAGCUUCUCUGGCGGAAGCAAUGCAACAACAACAGCAGCAACAGUACGACUUUGCCCUCCAACAGCAACAACAGCAGCAACAUGGCGGUGGAGGUGGAGGCGGUGGAAACAACUCCGCAAAUGAUCAUCAUCGUAACCUGAACGGUGGCAACUCAGCCAAUUCGGAUGACGUCGGCGAAGACUUGGUCGUAAUUCGACAGAACCCCCAACAACAGCAACAGCAGCAGCAGCAGCAGCAACAACAGCAACAGCAUGUGAAUAACCAGACGCCAACCUCAUCGGCGACGAAUGUCGUGGUGACUAGUGGAGGCUAUGACGCCUCGAGUGUCACGAAAACCACUACGAACUCGGCAUUCACACCGAUCAAUGCGAUGCCACCGCACCUCAACACGCUGGCAGCGGCACAUCACCAUCAGCAGCUGGCGGCAGCCCAGCGGCCUUCCUAUCUGUACGAUGCCAUCAGUUUCCAGAACCAGAAGUCGAUCCAGCAGGCCGCGGCCAAUACGGCCGGUAACAGUUUUCCGAACCAGCUGAUCUCGCUGCACCAGAUUCGCAACUACGCCCACCAACCGUCGAGUGGGUUGAUAGCGGGCGAACAUCUGCUAAUGGGUGGCGGUGGGGUCGUAGGUAAAACGGAAAAGCAGUAAAAAAAUCGGAAUAUGUAAGCUCUAGCUGCUAGCAGUAGUCGGUAGGUUUUCCGGGGAACCGUCUGCCGGAAUAGGAUAGACAUGACGACGGCACUUGAACACCCACACACCCUCAGCCACACGAGAUUCGAAUACUCGAUUGAUCUUUGUAUAGGAUUUUCAUGAUUUGCGAUCGUCCGAAGUGCGAAGUUGUACAGAAACGGUUUGAAGGGUUGAUCGCUUCUUAUGGUUUUCCUUUUUGUCUGGUAGACUGUGCGAUAAGAGCAGCAGGUUGUGAUGAAUAUAAUUUGGAGAUCUUAAAGUUCAAACUGUACGUUAUGUUUUGCUUACUUUGAAUCCAUAACAUCGAAUAUAUUUACCAGCUUUCUUAUGAACACAAAACCCAACAGUCGUGAUCCAGAUUUAUCUGUUUUUACUUUUCAUAAACAACUAUUUGUGUCAAUCUCUUCACCAUUCGCCUUCGGCUCAUCAGUUCUUAAAACAGAUCUAAUUGAACUGCUAUUUAAACCGCUAAGCAGACGCAAAAUGUGUAAAUUUAGAGUCUGCUUAGUGCUUUAAAUUGAACUGCUAGGUGGAGAUGGCAGUUUGAACUGCUUAUAAAACACUGAUGAGCCGAAGGCGAAAUGUGAAGAAAUCGAAACGAAAUAACACAGCACUAAAUAAGUGGUGUGACACCGAAACUGUGAGAAUCGAAAAUGACAGAACAAGGUUUCACAAUAACUUUUACCUGUUGGUGCCCGAUUUCGUAGUAGUUUUAGUUUCCAAAGAGGUUCUGGGUUGUAAUUGCUUCGAUUUGUCAUGUUUUAGUCACUUUUUAUAGCCAAGCGUCACAGAUUUUCAAUACACGUUAGUUUUUUCGUCUUGUCGUAGAGGAAAAAGUAACAUUUGCAAUUAUACUCUCUCUUUGCUUCAAUGAGAAACGCGAAUGCUUCGUCUCUCUCCGGUUUUUUCUGGUGCCGGUCAUUUUCGAAUGAGACAGUAAAAUAUUGAAAAUGAGGCUGUUGGAUUGGAUUAUUUCAUGGGGAAUGUGUGACAACUUUAAGCUCUGGUUAGUAUUCGCUUUUGAAUAUUUUUAUCUUUCUCAAGAUAAUCGAUGAAUAUUCACCCUCAUUCUUGUUCCCGUCCGUAUCGACCACUCGAAUGUAUUCGAACGCGACUCGUUUGUUACAAAAUAUUUAAACAUCAGUAAGCUUCUUCGAAAAAAAAUGCUAAGCCACGAUGAAAUCACUUUAGCUCUUGUAAUUAACCAUAUGCGAAAAGCUAGAAUGAAUGCCAGUUUAGUUUCGAACGGUACGUGCUUUCGAACAUCAUUCGUACGAACGAAAAGUCCUAUUGUCGUUUACAGACGGAGAGACGAAAUACCGUGGUUUGGAUUCUUCAGUUCAAUGGUGCGAAUCAACCUUUCGAAUACAUUGAAAACAGUUUAACCGAUUUCCAACGAAUUUCUUUUCGAAUGUAAAGGUGAUUUGCAAUCAAAUGGUAAAUGUGUUUUUUGAAUAAACCAUUUAAAAAGCAUAGCAGUAAAAUGCUUGUUUUUUCUGACUAGCCUUCGAAUAUAUGCGCGCGGUUCCAUGUUUAUACGCAUCAAAUUUUACCAUAUCUAUUAGGUACUUUAUGGAAAAUACGCUUCAUUUUAUAUUAAGGUAGCGCUUCGCCGUGGUCAGGUGGUUUCGCGCAUUUUACCCAAAAUUUCGAGAGAACGUGGUUAGAAACGGACACUCCAAGAACAUACGAUUCUAGGUAAUUAGUUUUUCUAUAGAUUAGUAUAUAAAUUGUGCCUGAUGAACGUUUUUAUAGAAAGAUUUCGUGCGAGUUGUAAAAAUAAAUGAGUUUUUCCUUAUUGUUUCGCACACUCGCAAUGUCAGCACACAAGAAAACAAAAUGUUUAACAUAACUCGCACGAAAUUUUGCGAAAGAAAUGCUUUCCAACUGAUAUUUUUGCCAAAUGUAAAAUUGUUCUUGAGUACGAUAUUUAUUUAUCAGGUACAACUUUGCUUCCGCCGUUUUUUCCAAAAUUUAAAGCUUUAUUGCGAAAAAGUGCUUACAGAUGUAUUCUUCACAUUAUUGUCCAUCGCUAGCGACAACUUUCUCCCAUCUUUCCGGAAAUUUUCGGAUCCCGGCUCGAAAAAAGGAGUCCUUUUUUGACGCUAUCCAUGAAGCAAUCCAUUUUUCCAACUCUUCGAAGGAUUGAAAACGUUGAUCUGCCAGGCCGUGUGCCAUCGAACAGAAUAGUUGGAAGUCAGAAGGGGCGACAUCUGGGGAAUACGGCGGGUGCGGCAAGACUUCCCAUUUCAGCAUUUCCAGGUACUUUUUAACCACUUUUGCGACGUGAGGCCGAGCAUUGUCGUGUUGGAGGAUGACUUUGUCAUGUCGCUCUUGAUAUUGUGGCCGCUUUUCUUUUUGCGCGCGACUAAGGCGCAUCAGCUGCGUUCGGUAGCGAUCUCCUGUGAUGGUUUCACCCGGUUUUAAGAGCUCGUAGUAAAUCACACCGAGCUGAUCCCGCCCAAAUCACAACCUUGGCACCGUGAAUAUUAGGUUUUGCCUUCGACGAAGUAGCAUGCCCAGGCUUUUCCCAUGAUUUCUGCGUUUAGGAUUGUCGUAUCGAACCCACUUUUCAUCACCGGUUACGAUUCGUUGUAAAAACCACUUAAGAUUUUAUCUUUGAUCUUACCCAGGGCCUUGAGACGUUUUGAAAUGGCUUGCUGACUCACUCCCAACGAUUCGGCAAGCUCUUCUUGGGUUUGGCACGAAUCUUCAUCAAGCAAUGCUUCUAGUUGUUCAUCUUUGAAGGUUUUUUCUCUUUCACCACCAUGUUUGACUUCGACAUCGAAAUCACCAUUUUCAAAACGUUGAAACCACUCCCGACACGUUCUUUAACUCAGAGCAGCAUCACCGAAUGUUUCUGAGAGCAUUCGAUGCGCUUCAGCUGGAUUUUUUUCGAAUUGUAACAGAAAAGUAAAACUUCCCGCAAAUGGCGAGAAUUGGGCACAUAAACAGACAUUUUCGAGCGUGAAUAAUACGAAAACAAGAACAACUACCACUGAAACGGCGAUGACAAUUCGUUAGGCACUGUACACACUCACUUUAAAGACAUUAUCAUCUAUGUAUUUUUCCCAGCCUCAGCUGGUACAGCCACCUAUCGGAAAACGGCGGAAGCAAAGUUGUACACCUGAUAUUAUGUAGCAUUCGUCACUUCUGCUUGGAAUCUUUUAAAUCUUCUCGAUACAAAAUCAGCGAAAGAACAAGUCAUCAAACAUUUUUCAUUACAACUUAAGUCUGUACCAGAACUGAUGGUUUAAAGUUGAAUUGGCAUUGUUUUUAUGCAUGUACGAUGUUUGAAAGUGUGAUUGAUUCGAACGAAAAGGGUAAUACGAAUUUGACAUUUGAAAAAUGAGUUGAUUAUACCACGGGCAUCCCGAAAUACUGCAGCCAUAACCUUCACAACUGACUGUUGCGGAUCUUCGGAUGCUUCGGAUGUGGUUCACUGACUAGAGUCUUCUGAUAAGAGGAUCGUUUCGAAUCCGGAGCGAAGUGAUGAAUCCAUGAUUGAUCCAUUGUCACAUAUCGACACAAAAAAUUUGAUUUAUUACUUGUAAACUUGGCCAAACACUACUCAGAUUUAUCAACUCGAGUUGUUUUUAAGGGACAAGACUAUUUGCAAGCGUUUGAGUAAUGUCAACAAUGUGUGCGCAAAAACAAAUUCCGACACUGAUUUUAAUCAAUAAAUCUUCCAUAUGGUUGAAAAAUAAACCAAUCAGUUCAUUCUGCCUAAAAUUGCAAUUCAUGAAAAGCAAAAAUCUUAGUCUAAAACUGUUCCGUUUUCCUUAAAACUGCUCGAGAAAAAUUACUUUAGUUUUAGCUUACUUCCACUAACACAUUUGAUUAGCAACAAACACAUUCCUAUAUGGAUUUCCUCUUGCAGAAUUUUGUGCGAUAAAAAGAUUUACGUAACUUUUAUAGGUAAACCCGGAAAAUAGGAACCUUUAAUUUGGCACGCGAAAGGUAAUGGAUAUGGAAUGUUGUCGUAAGACUAUUUAUUUUUCCGGAAAACUGAUUUUACAACAUAAAAUAUUUGGUUUUUUUAUUCUGUGAAGCGCAAUCUAAUACAAAUGCAUAGAAACAUUGUUGCUAGCUUUUUUAUUAGGGAAUUGAAAUCUACAUUCAUAUAAUGUAAGCAAUUUUCCAUCAAACGUUGGUGAAAAAUUGAUCAGAACGGAUAUUUCAACCAAAAAGUCAGCUCUGAUUAAUCGGAAGUGUCAUGAAAUUUCACACGUAACUUUUUGAAAAUUGGUGCUUUAUAAACGUCACAUGAAUUUGGCAAUGACAGCGCCAUCUGUGUGUUGGUGAAUUCGUGAAUCAUUAAGUGAUGUGUUAAGCGGCCCUUACACGUGACAAUAUUAUUGUCAAUUCAAAGUACUGUCAAUAUACCAUCAAUCCAUUUUUUUUUUUGAUAACUCGAGUCCGAUUGUUUUUAAAAAUUCAAGCCUUUGGCGCUUUAAAUUUUGCAACUGAACAAUGAAAUAUUGAGAGAAGAUGUCUUUGCACAUAUUUAACAGUUUCUCUCUGGAUAGAAAGUAUUGUCGGAUUGGUGAGCAGUUUUGAUUUUUUGAUGAUAUUUUCGUCAAUCCAAUGAAGUUUUCAUUACACGAUCAAAUAUAUUUGUCUCGUGUAAGGGCCGCUUUAUGUACUUAUUGUACAAAUUGAAAAAGUCCAGGUGUGUAAUGUCAGAGACAUAACUGGAGGUAGUGAAUACGAAUAAAACUGACACUCUUACUUUAUACUUCCAAAUAUCAAUUAGUUGAUCGAUUGUGUGAAUUGUGCAAGCUAAACUACAGAACAGAUUAGUUACAUUAAACAUUCUGACACACAAAUAUUACGAAAUAACCAGUAUAGUUCUUUAUGAUAAAAUAAUGGUGGUUCUGAAAAGAACCUUUUAUGAAGGCGUUCGUGAUCGACAGUGACGAGUUGAGUUCAAAUUUCGAUGGAUACCAUUGACUUCCGAUUGAUAUUUUGAUGUCGAUUAUUUCAUUUCGGAUUUCAAUAUUUCAGUAAAAGAAACUAUCAAAAUGCAUUUCUAGCAUCCCAGGAAGGCCAAAUUGUAUAAUUUUCUAAGAUAUUAAACACUAAAUAAACGAUUUUAAACACUGUUGCGAAUUUGGAACUGUGAAAAUUGCAAAAAAAACUGAUCAAGUUAUCUUAGAUUUGCACUACACUGCUAAUUUUAAUUUUCGAUUUACAAAGCAGCAAUCUUUAUAGUGCUUUCUUCAUAUAAAGUAGGGUUAGUACUUGUCUGCGGCCCUUAAACUACACAGCAAAAAAAUAAUUGUAAAAACCUCGAUGUUAUUCUCAAUCAAUGUGAAAAACCUACUAAACAUCUAUGCAAUAAAUUUUUAUUUUCGAGAGAUAUUUUAGAUAAAUCACAUCUUAUUACGUCAAACUAACGUAUUGAGUACAUUACAUCAGCUUGACUGAAUGCUGCAUACGAUUCUGAUAGGAAAUUAUGCAUCUUUUCAUGUAAUAUUACAACGCUUAGAACGAUAUCGAGACUUUUUGGAUAUUAACUUUUGCUGUACAUAAUUUGUCACGAUGUAAUAUCACAACCAUCUCUUGGUGUCUUUCUAAGGGUUGUGUAAUAUUACACACAAAAAAAAUCUAUCAAAAUCGCAUAGAAUAUUCAGUCAAACUGAUGUAAUAUACUCAAUGUUUCGAUGUAAUAACGUUCGAUUUAUCUCUAAAACAUUUGGUGUUCAGUAGGACUAAAUUUGUUUUCAAACCGAUGAGCAUUUCUUGUCUCCGCACCGGUAAGAAGGCCAACACAAACGUGUUGUAAAAUUGUCUAACAUUGGCUCGAAACAGGUCCCCGUGUUCAGACUCCUAUUGGACGUUGAACGAUUGCGGUCAAACGUCCAACGAAUCGUUUGAACAUUGAACAAUACAUCUCUGUCGAAUUUCUAACUGUAAUACUAGUUAAAGUGAAGAUGCUGAUUAAAGUACUAUUGUCACCUAUCCCUAACGGGUUCAGUUGUUUUCUAUUAAAAAAUACUUCACAUCUAAAUAAAUUAGUAGAACCGAAAAUUUACAACUUUUUCAAAUCUUUUGUCGAUCAAACUACUCUGAGGCCUACUCAGAAAGCAACCUAACGGAACGGAGUUUCCGUAUAUGUUCAGCUUUGCACGGUCGCUACAUGGUUCAACUCAUUUCCCGUUUACUGUGAAAUUGUAGUUCGCAAAUGUUUGUUUCUUCUAUUCUAUUUGUCAGUCUAUCUCUUUCCUUGUUGGAUACUAAUGUUAGCUAAUUUCAAGACGACUUGUGCUGCCGUUCCAAACAUAAUUGUCCCAUAUAAAGGAAAUCUUAUAGACAAACUUUAAGCUUGCAUUGGUUGUUUGUCGGGAGAAAAACAUUUAGGUAAAAUGGUUUUAUUUUCAUUUCAAAGCUCUGCAGGCUUCAUUUGUGUGAUUUACUCCCGUUUAUAAACAUCUCUAUAAAGCGUAAUUCAAUUAUUAUAUAAUUAUCUCCAAUCACCUCACAACCUGCCGCCCCGCCGCAAGGAUCGACCGAGAUGAAUCUCGCCGGUCAUAUUAAAAAUUGCCCAUUUGACAAAACAACACACAACCAACCAAUCAUUUAACGCAAUCCGAACUACAUUUUAAACAAUUGAAGUAAAAUGAAGAUUCAACACAAAUCACUAAACCGGAUUGCUUCAUCCGUUCGUUCUUUUAUUUAAAUAUUAUAUCAAUUCAAGAUCUCGGUGAUUCUAGCGUUUAAGAUCGACACUACAGUCCUCCCCCCAGCCCCAAAAACAAACACGCAACUACACAUAAAAACGUCAUACCAACUUUGCGAUUUGCACGUAACUUAAGAGAAAGAAAGGAAGAAAAACUCUCUUCUGGUAAUGAGAAAACGAAAAAAAAAGAAAACAAAACAGAUUCAACUUUCAACAAUAUCGAAUAAGCAAGCAACUAAAUUGAAUUGAAAAAACUCAGCGAAAAGUUGCAACUUCUUGUACAUAGAUUAACCGAACAGAGAACGAAAACAAACACAGCUCAUUAGCUCAAGCACAAGCCAGCAACGGUGUUUAAAUUCCACUAAUUUUUAGCUGUAAGCAAACGAAAGGUCUCCGAAUAGGGUUUUUACUGUUUUACUUUAUUUUACUCUAUCCUAGUUUUGUACCAUACAACUGGACUUUCCUUUCGCUAGGUUUUGUGAUUAUUUUCAAUUGGUUUAUUUUUUUCGCAUUUAUUUCGUCUUUUGUCAGUACAGAGAGUAGCAAUUGACAGGUUUACUGUCGGUAGUUAAUUGAAACAAAAACCAUCUAUUUAAGCAAAAAUUCCCGUACUUUUAGUUGAACGUAGAGAAAGAGAUAAACAUAAGUUAUUUUUUUUUUAUUUUCCUAGAGAGCAUAAAUAUUUUCAUCUAUUCCGGUGGUUUCGAAACUCUUUUGGUAUCGAUCCCCGACAAAACGACAAAACACGAAACACACACAGACAGACACGCAGUGUAAAGUAUACUUAAAAUUGGCUAUUCUAUGGUUUCAUUCUCAUCUGUAUUAUUCUAAGUUGUUCAAUCGAAAACUGUAUCAUACUAAGGCUAUUGUAGAAAUCGUAGCAAAUAGGCAUUGGAAAAUCUGUAGAAAAUAUGAAGAAAAACCCCUUAUAUUUAAAACACAAAACUGCACCCAAUUCUGGGUGACGAUUAGAUUGAGAAUGAUCCAGAAACAUUAGAACCGUCACUGCACCUGGUGACCGGAGAUAGCGACAGUAAAUAGCAUUGGAACGGUGCUCUAGCUAAUCGGAUAAGCUGGACUAGAAAUCAAAGGUGUGAUCUUUCUAUCUGUGUACAGACAAAUGUGUGGUGAUUUAGCAGAGUAUGAUGAACGAGUAAAUAUUCGAUAUGAUGUGAAACUAUAUUAUUAUUAUUAUUAUUACUAUUAUUAAAAUUAUUAUUAUCAAUAAUGGGUGUCAAUCGGCGGGGAUAGUGGGUCACUCUUGCCACUCUCUCGAUAUUCAGUAGCAGCUAAAAUGAAAACAACAACCAAGAGUGACAAAAAAAACCCGAAGCUUGACACGGUGGUCUGUAGGAACAUAGGCAAGAGACUAAAUGGAUAAAUGAAACAAUGUGGAAAUCAGUCGAGAAACUGGGCAGGUGAAAGCGUAGCAUUGUAGAUUGUAUAAACAAAUUUUAAAUUAAAUUUAAAAACAGAAUAAAAAGUGGUUAUCUAAAAAAUGUAAAA
This is a messenger RNA of Malaya genurostris, 11479 nucleotides long. RefSeq names its product zinc finger protein squeeze-like. The record is from RefSeq and is a predicted model, not a curated record. NCBI's taxonomy places the organism in Eukaryota, Metazoa, Arthropoda, Insecta, Diptera, Culicidae. Gene Ontology annotation, molecular function: RNA polymerase II cis-regulatory region sequence-specific DNA binding; DNA-binding transcription factor activity. The transcript is spliced from 4 exons. Gene Ontology annotation, biological process: regulation of transcription by RNA polymerase II. The coding region runs from base 1441 to 3249 and encodes 602 amino acids.